Selaginella moellendorffii is the source of this 1067-nucleotide messenger RNA. RefSeq names its product basic leucine zipper 6. The record is from RefSeq and is a predicted model, not a curated record. The transcript is spliced from 5 exons. The coding region runs from base 9 to 950 and encodes 313 amino acids. Gene Ontology annotation, cellular component: nucleus. Gene Ontology annotation, biological process: positive regulation of DNA-templated transcription. Gene Ontology annotation, molecular function: DNA-binding transcription factor activity; DNA binding. NCBI's taxonomy places the organism in Eukaryota, Viridiplantae, Streptophyta, Lycopodiopsida, Selaginellales, Selaginellaceae.
UCGAUCGAAUGGAAGAAUUUGGAUGGCCUCUUGGAUUUGGAUUGCCCAAUUUCGGGAGCAACAAAAUCCACUCAACUGGCUGGUUGAUGAACGAGUAUUCCAACAGCAGUGCUACGACUUCCUCAAUCAAACACAGGAGAUCUGUGAGUGACACUGCUUUUAUCGAUAACGCCAGCCCUCCUCCAGCAAUUGCACAAACAGAUGAGAGAGAUGAGAAAGAGGAGCAGCUUGUCAAGAAUCCAGAACAGCUCUCAGAUGUUCUUCUUGAGGGUUCUAUGAACAAAAUUGAUAUCUCCCCGAAGAAUACAUCGCCAACAAUCUCCGAUGGCCAGGAUGGUGAUUGUGUUGUUGUCGCCAAUCAAGUUCUAGACGAUGAUAUAUCUCUCGAUCCCAGCUUGGAUCCGAAAAGAGCUAGAAGGAUCAUUGCAAACAGGCAAUCUGCUCAGAGGUCACGGAUAAGAAAGCUACAAUACAUAGCAGAAUUGGAGAAGAACGUAAGUUCCUUACAGAUGGAAGUGUCAACACUCACACCUCAGGUCUCAUUUUUGGACCACCAAAGAGUUCUUUUGAACGUCGACAACGGUGUCAUGAAGCAGAGGAUAGCUGCAUUGGCGCAAAAUGUGCGUCUCAAGGACGCUCACAACGAAGCUCUUCGAAAAGAGGCCGAGAGUUUGAGGCAACUAUACCAGCAGCAACAGCAACAAUUUGAGAUCCAGUACCACCAGUUCGAUGGAUUCAUUGGCAGCAAUCCGCAAGAUCACGGCAGCGGUAGCAGCAGCAACAGUGGAGUUCUCAUCACCCACAAGAACACCAGCGCUCUCUUGAGUGGAUCCGGAGGAGCGACUGAAAAGCUCGACGAUGCUUGUUACAGCCACACUACCAUGCCCGACUUUGGAGGCGCGACGACUAGAGCAACCUGUGCGCCUCUCUCACUCUCUCUAAAGUUCUAGCCACCCAAAAGAACGACUAUUUCCCCUCGAGGAAUCCAUGGUCCCUCUUGAAUUAUUCAGUUGUAACUCACAGAGCGAUAGAUUCAUGUUUCCGAUAUAAAAGAAUGAAAAAAAAAA